This is a messenger RNA of Trichoderma atroviride IMI 206040, 3297 nucleotides long. RefSeq lists its product as uncharacterized. The record is from RefSeq and is a predicted model, not a curated record. Lineage: Eukaryota; Fungi; Ascomycota; Sordariomycetes; Hypocreales; Hypocreaceae.
GAGACUGAAUCGUCCGCUCGGGAGCCAGCCACUCGUGGGCGCGGCAGAGGUGGGCGCGGUGGCCGUGCUGGCCGAGGCCGAGGUGGCGGUCGAGGCGGUGCUUCUUCUACUUCAGGCGUCGCCAAGGCAAACUUCGCAAAGGCCGGCCGUGGAGGCACUCGCAGAGGCCGGGCUAAGAGCUUUGCCGACUCUCGCGUCCAGGCCGCCUACGAGCGCCAGAGAGAUCUCAAGGCCACCUACCAAGCCGUGGCUCAUGCCCUCAAGCCCGCUCUGCAGGAGCUCGCUGACCGGAGCAUCGAGGAGCUGCUGCAGAGGACAGACGGCCAUCGGUUUGCGCCCGAGCACUGGCCCGUUGUCGACGAGUUGAACCAAAGGCUGGCUAAGAAGCUGCAUCUCUUCGACCGCCAGCUCGAGGCCAAUCUGAGCCUCGCCGAGGGCACUUACAGUGCCGAACAAUAUGUUCUAAAACAGGAAUUCGAGAAUGGCCUUGAGGACCUUACAGAACGAUUCGACGACGGUCAAGCUAACCGUCUUCGUAUCCUUUCCACUCUGAUCUCAAAAGAUCUUCCAGUUGAUGUCCGUGAUGAUCAAUAUGAGUACAAAGUCAUCUCUGACAAAUCUCUCGACGAUGACUUCGGCAUCUAUGAGUGCUACAAAGAUGGCCACCUGGUCCCCUAUCCCUCACGUGUUGACGGCACGGAGAUGUGGCAAAGAGCCCGCGAUGCUGAGGCUGCUGCUGCCAUUACGGCUGCCGCCAACUCUUCCGGCUCCCGAGGAGGCAGAGGCCGUGGCCGAGGCAGUAACAAACGCCGCGCCCAGGACCAGCCAGAUGGCCAGCCGACACCAAAGAAGUCAACUCGCAGCAACUUUGAUAGCCAGCUGCUGCAGGCUGCCCCAAUUGCUCCUGCCAAGGGUCUUCUCGCAACCGAGAUUGAAUCCCACAUCGAGGGUGCUCCCGCAGAAGAGGAGUCAGCCCCUGCGUCUCCCGAGCCCGUCAAUAUGCCCAACGGCGGCGCUACCUCUACUGUUGUCAAGUUCAACGGCAAAUUACCGGCUCGCGAAAAGAGUCCAGCUCUACCCAAGAAUAUCGGAGAACCUGAUGAGCAUGGCUGCCGCACUUACAACCAGAGGCCGUCCAUGAAAGAGAAAGGGCUUGCUAGUCGCCUUCUCGCUCCACGUCUCUUCUUAUACGAUGAAUGGGACAUUGGCUUCCGUGAUAGCUCCAACGACUCUACAAAGGGCCACACCCGCGCCAAACGAGGUAAAUACCUCGACACGCCCAACAGCAACGGCAUGCACUUUGACUACUGGUGCAACGGUUAUGACUACUCCAACACCCGGGAAUCCGACUUUGACCUGGCCCUCGUCAAAAAACACGGCGUCCAUCCAAAGUAUGGCAUCUUCUUGCCUACCAGCACCAACGAACAGGGGCCCAAAGUUCCGUUUGUCAUGCCCGGAAAGCCGGUUGUAUAUAUUGCCGAGCCUUCUGGACGCAUCUCUCACGCUUCGCGCUCAUACCAGAGGACGGUUAACAACCGUCGUGUGGCUGAUGCGCCAGUGCGAGUGAAAAUGAGUGCAUCUAUGCGCCGAUUUUGCAAGAUCAAUGGCAUCCCCUUGGAUGAUGUUGCCAUCUCAGAGUAUAUGCCUACUGACGAAGAGCUUCGCGAUCGAUCCUUGGGCACAGCUGCACUGGAACUUGAAUCCAAGCCUGAUAUCGAAGAGGCUUCAUCUACGACUGAUGAACAGCUGGUUGUUUCAGAGGAGGAGACAGCCGAACCAACCCAAGGUGGUCUCGCCGCUCUUUCUGUCCUCACUUACGCGACUGCAUUUGUUGAGGCCGAAGAGAUUACACGAGCCGUUCUCCCUGCGCCCAAGCCCGUGCCCAAGCCUGCAAGAUAUGAUGCCAUUAGAGAUGUCUUCACGGAUUCCAAACCUGAGGAGGCGCCGGCCCCUGACACUAACAGCCUCAACCUCAAUUUCUUGGCUGAGCUGUGCAACGUCGAGACACGUCUGCAGGAGCCCGAGGGUUACGUGCCCAAGACGCCAGCUCCUCUGAUGCUCAUUGCCGAAUCCGGACCCGAUACAAGAGCCCAGCGCGAUGAUAUGGUGCCCAUUGCACCUUUGGGACAUGCUUCCAUCGGUGGACAGCACGGCCCUAUGGAGCAUAUGGGGGGAUACAUCCGAAAUCCCCAGCAUGGACAAGAGCUUCCGCCAUUACCACCCGUUGGCCAGCCUCACGCUCCUGUCCCCCCUCAGGGACCAGAGCCCAUCGUCUACCAGGCAGCACCUACUGAGCAGCCCAUGAUCCACGCACCACCGCCAAGAACCAAUGAGUAUCAACCGCAACAUCCUCAUCCGCCUCAAGGCCCUCCAGUCCAGGAACCGCAUCAGGGCUAUUACUCUUAUGGCGGCUAUAUGCAGGAACCAAGAGAUAUUCAUAUGGGUUCUGGCCGUCCCAUGGAACCGGCGUAUGGAGGCAGCCGAAUGUCAAACUAUGGACCUGAAGCUCCCGGCCCAGCUCCUACACAAGCGCCCCCUGGUCCUCCUCCAGGUCCCAGCGGAGGAUAUCCUCUUGUCUACUGGCAUCAGCAGGCUCCUCCCCCUCCGCCCCCCGUUGCUCAGGCCCCUCCGCCCCCACCACCAUCACAGCAUUAUGCGUCACAGCCUCCACCAAGGAUGCCCUUCUCUCACAACGCAAACGCUGAGCCUCUCCCGCCUCUUCGACCACCUCGAGGCCGCGCUCAGCCUGUUCAAGAUGAUAUGAUGCGCGAUCCAAUGAGAGGGCCAAGUGUGCACGGCAUGAGUAACUACUAUAACCCUGCUCCAUCUCGGGCUUACCACCAUGGCUAUGCUGCUGGCCCAGAGCCCCCUCUCGCUCCUAUGCAGCCGCUCGGAUCGGAAAGGAUUUUGCCCAAUCCUCAGCAGCCGCAGUCCUACAUGGGACCGUCUGGCCCUGGUUACGCAUCUCAGAUCUCAUCUCAGAUCCUAUCGCCGACUUUUGGCAACCCCCAGCCAAUGUCCGGCCCUAUGGCCCAGAGUCCCCCGGGAACACCGCAGGGCAUGCACAGUUCGAUGCACCGCCAUCGCUCUACCCCUUCGGGAUCUUCAGAUGCCGGAUCUGGCAAAUAUCGCAAACUACAGCCUGCUCCAGUGCCCGCUCACCGGGCGUGGUCGAACAAACCGGAGCUAAAGACUAUUCCCUAUGAUCAUAAAGAAACGGGCUCGUCUGCCGCUCUCCCAAGUUCUGGUCCCACGCAAAUUAGGGGAUGGAAUGUGAACCAGCCUCGGAAGCGAAGC